Molecule: messenger RNA, 1603 nt
Organism: Pimephales promelas (fathead minnow)
Lineage: Eukaryota; Metazoa; Chordata; Actinopteri; Cypriniformes; Leuciscidae
Product: chymotrypsin-like protease CTRL-1
Biological process (GO): proteolysis
Molecular function (GO): serine-type endopeptidase activity
Source: RefSeq, a predicted model, not a curated record
CCCUUUAAAAGAACGUGUUCGACUGUCCUUAAUAUUUUUUAAUUUAAACUCCCUGUGGUGUUAAAGAAACUGAUGUUAUUAGUACUUCAAGUUUCACUUAAGCCCAGCUCUCAUAACUAAUAUAAUCAUACUGUGAAAUAAUCCCACAAUUUCACUCCCUUCCUCUUCAGUAUCAGGUUGAAUAGAUUGCCAGGUUGAAUAUAGGAUUAGUUCGAAUUACAGAUUUACGGACGGGAAAGCAGCUCAUUUACUGCAAGUAUUGCUGAUAAUAAACUAUAAACUUUUAGGAAGAAAUCCAUCAAGGAAGCACUUUUUAUGAUAUAAUGAAUAAAAUUUCACAACAGCAAAAACAAAACCUUCCCACACAAAACAUUUGAUAACAUACAAUGACAGAGGUUAAAUCAUCAUGCCUGACAAGGAAAUAGACUGAGGUCAAAAAACCCUUCAAUAAUUAAUUUUCUUUGCACAUAAGACAACAGCUCAGAACAAUGGAGAUGCAGAUCCAAUCCAGCGAUGAACAUUCCCCAUCUAUGAGAUCAUUGCAACUGCUGGGAUGGACCUUGAUCACGUCCCACAUUUAAUAGAUGCUGUAAAUGAUAUAAAAGUAAGAGAGAGAACCUACAGGUACAACAGUGAGACAUUAUAAACUCAUCGACAUCAUGAUCUUCGCCAUUACAUGCCUUGCCUUAGUGGCCUCUGCUCUGGGUUGUGGAGUGCCUGCGAUUAAGCCACAGACGAUUGGCAGCAGAAUUGUGAACGGACAGAAUGCCAUCUCUGGUUCUUGGCCCUGGCAGGUCUCUCUCCAGCAACCCAACGGAUUCCACUUCUGCGGUGGAUCCUUGAUCAACCAGAACUGGGUUCUCACUGCUGCUCACUGUGGUGUCCUAGUGGGCAAUCAUCGUGUCAUUCUUGGAGAACAUAAUCGUGGCUCCAAUGUUGAACCCAUCCAGGUCAAACUAGUUUCCAAGGUCAUCACACAUCCGCUCUACAGCAGCUCGACCAUCAACAAUGACAUUGCGUUGCUGAAACUUGCGUCUCCAGUUGUCUUCACUCCCCGUAUCUCUCCUGUAUGUCUGGCUCCAUCAACCAUCAACAUCCAGCCUGGAACUCGCUGCUUUACCACUGGAUGGGGCAGAACUGCCACCACAUCGAGUCCUCUAAUCCUGCAGCAAACAGGUCUGCCCAUCACGAGUCUUGCUGUAUGCAGACAAUUCUGGGGUCAGAGCCGAAUCACUGAUGCCAUGAUCUGUGCUGGAGCCUCUGGAUCCUCAUCUUGCCAAGGUGAUUCUGGGGGUCCUCUGGUGUGUGAGAGAUCAGGGGUCUGGACUCUGGUGGGGUCUGUGUCCUGGGGCAGCAGCACUUGUAACACCCGUUUCCCCGUAGUCUACGCCCGUAUCUCCAAACUGCGCUCCUGGAUUGACACGACUAUUGCUUCAAACUAGAGCCCCAGUCUAAAUAUUUAUUGAAUAUAACUUAGUCUGUACUUCUGAUUGCCUGUCUGUGACUUUAUACUGUUUUCCUGUUUCAGCUGUAAAAAUAAUAAAAAUUUGUCAAAUAAAAUGAGUAAAAUAAAAUGGGGAAAAAAUUAAUAGAGUAUUGCAGA